Messenger RNA from Saccoglossus kowalevskii, 1418 nucleotides. RefSeq names its product alpha-1,3-mannosyl-glycoprotein 4-beta-N-acetylglucosaminyltransferase A-like. The record is from RefSeq and is a predicted model, not a curated record. NCBI's taxonomy places the organism in Eukaryota, Metazoa, Hemichordata, Enteropneusta, Harrimaniidae. Gene Ontology annotation, biological process: protein N-linked glycosylation. Gene Ontology annotation, molecular function: acetylglucosaminyltransferase activity. Gene Ontology annotation, cellular component: Golgi stack; endoplasmic reticulum-Golgi intermediate compartment; endoplasmic reticulum.
UCUCAAUGGCCUUACGAAGAAAUGGAAUAGUGUUGCUGUCUUUCCUGGUUUUCGUAACGUUUACGUUGAUUCUGUUGAACGCACGGCCAGGAGAUGACACAGUACUACAGCAAAUCUAUGAACAAAGACUGAAUGAAGCGUUAGAGAGGCUUCGCUAUGCCGAGAAACAAAACCAGGCUAGAUCACAAGAGCUGUACAGGUUAAAGGAACAGAUAGCAGUGGCUUUUACUGACAACCGAGUCAGUCACAAUAAUCAUACUAGCAAUGCAACAGUCAACAGAGAAAAUGUUGAAGAGACAAGGCAGAGGUUACAGAGAUACUUGGCUGAUGGACAGAAUGUACAAUUACCAUCAGUGUUACAUUAUAUGCCACAUUUACAGCACAAUUUAGAUGGAUUGGUGCCGGCAUUUCUGAUGUCACAAGGAAGAGUCGGUGAUCGAAAUGAAGAUGUUUUCAGAAGCCCUUUGACUGAUUUAUCAUAUAUAGAACAGGAAGCAGAGCUAAUUAAAGACAGAUGGAGGACAAAACAAAAUUUAGAUUUUUCCUUUUUAAUGAUGUAUGCACAAGUUAAAGCCACUUUCUAUGUUCAGUUAGAAGACGAUAUCAUCGCCAAACCAGGGUAUAUAACAACCAUGAACAAUUUUGCACUUCAACAAAAACAAGAUGACUGGUUCAUGUUAGAAUUUUCUUCAUUAGGUUUCAUAGGAAAGCUUUUUAAAACUUCAGACUUGAAUUUAGUCAUAGAAUUUUUUCUAAUGUUUCAUCGAGACAAGCCCAUUGAUUGGUUAUUGGAUCAUAUUUUGUGGGUGAAAGUGUGCCACCCAGAAAAAGAUGUUAAACACUGUGCCAGAGAGAAGGCAGCACUGAGAAUACGCUUCAAGCCAUCGUUAUUCCAACAUGUCGGCAUGCAUUCUUCUUUGCCUGGCAAGGUACAAAAGCUUAAGGAUAAAGACUUUGGAAAGCAACCGUUACACAGAGCACAUGAAAAUCCAACUGCACAGGUGUCAACAACAAUCAAAGUCUACAUGAAAUACUCAUUAGAAAAAGCUUACAAAGGCCAGGACUUUUUCUGGGGUGUUAUGCCAAAAGCUGGGGACGUAAUCCUCUUUAAGUUUACACAACCUAUUAUCUUUGAAAAGUACAGAUUUACCAGUGGUAACACGGAACAUCCUGGUGAUGUGUUUUCAAAUACUACUGUGGAGCUACUACCUCAUCAGCUAGAACAGAAACAAGAAGGUUUAUUGGAGAUACAAAGUAAAACAAAAUCAUCAUAUAAAAGAACUGCUGAUGGUUACUAUGAAGUAGGACAAUUUAUAGGUGGAAAGGCUGGUGCUAAUAUUGAUUCUACACUGGGUGCAAUUGACACGCUUAGGUUACGUGUAUUAACAGAUGCUAAGGCAUGGGUGAUACUCAGCGAG